CAUAUCACGUGAAUAAAAUAUUUCUUUUCUCAGCGUCUCUGGUGUUUACAGGCGCUCUGUUGCGCUCCAGCGUGCUGCAGGGCCGUUAGUAUUGUUGGGCAGAGUGAUUGUGGUUUUCUGUACAAUCUCCCGUGACCAAUGAGCGGGGUGCUGUCAGGGGUAACCACAUCUGUCAACCGUUCUCGGCCAAUAAAGAGCGGAGCGAGGCGGACCACAGGUGCGCGCCUCUGCGUCCCCUUGGCACAGCGCCUGGGAGAUGCUGGAGAGAGACGUGGAGCUUCCCCGUGGCGCAAAAGAGUUCCUGUCAAAGGCGACCUCCUCUUAACUCCUGCUGUCACUUGGGCUCCGCUCUUGAUGGCGACUGCGACGUCCAAACACUACAGCGUCCUCACGACCCCCAGCAGCGCGCCACCGCCGCCGCCGCCGCACUCGGAGUCCGGCAGUAUGCAGCAGGCGGCUGCGUACAGGGACGCGCACACUCUGCUCCAGAACGACUACAGCACGUUAUUGAGCGCUGGGCAUCCGCUCAGCCACGCGCACCAGUGGAUAACGGCGCUGUCUCACGGUGACAGCGGGACGCCUUGGCCGUCCAGUCCCCUCGGAGAGCAGGACGUGAAGCCCGUCCUGCAUGACGGCGAUCGCGAGGAGCUGCAGAACUCCAGCAGUCUGCAGCAGCAGCAACAGCGACACCCUCACCUAACGCACCAGCAGGCGCAUCACGACGCCAGAGCAUGGCGAACCAGCACGGCCAGCACGCACAUCCCCGCCAUGGCGACGUCUGAGAGCCAGAGUCUGGUCUAUUCCCAGUCCGGCUUCGGUCUGAUGCCGGCGGGAGAGCAAGGCGGGAUGCACCACCACCCCCUGCGUGAUGAGGAGCACCACAGCCACAGCCCGCACCUCAGCGAGCACGGAGGCGGCCCCGGGGCCCACCAGCAGCCUCUCACGCACCACCACCAGCAGCACGGGGGACACCAGGACCAGUCGGACGAGGACACGCCGACCUCCGACGAGUUGGAGCAGUUCGCCAAGCAGUUCAAGCAGCGGCGCAUCAAACUGGGCUUCACCCAGGCGGACGUGGGACUCGCUCUGGGAACCCUGUACGGGAACGUCUUCUCCCAAACCACCAUCUGCAGGUUCGAGGCGCUUCAGCUCAGCUUCAAAAACAUGUGCAAACUCAAGCCGCUGCUGAACAAGUGGCUGGAGGAGGCGGACUCCACGUCGGGGAGCCCCACCAGCCUGGAUAAAAUCGCGGCGCAGGGACGCAAGAGGAAAAAGAGGACCUCCAUCGAAGUGGGCGUCAAAGGGGCUCUGGAGAGCCAUUUUCUCAAAUGUCCAAAACCGGGUGCAGCGGAGAUCAACUCGCUGGCGGACAGCUUGCAGCUGGAGAAGGAGGUGGUGAGGGUUUGGUUUUGUAACAGGAGGCAGAAGGAGAAGAGGAUGACCCCCGCUGGGGGACAGGUACCGGGAGAGGACAUGUACGGGGACACCCCUCCUCAUCACGGAGGACAAACUCCUGUGCAGUGACCUCCUCCCCUCGCACACACACACGCACACAC
This is a messenger RNA of Thalassophryne amazonica, 1556 nucleotides long. RefSeq names its product POU class 3 homeobox 2a (gene pou3f2a). Gene Ontology annotation, biological process: regulation of transcription by RNA polymerase II; brain development. The record is from RefSeq and is a predicted model, not a curated record. Gene Ontology annotation, molecular function: DNA-binding transcription factor activity, RNA polymerase II-specific; RNA polymerase II cis-regulatory region sequence-specific DNA binding. Gene Ontology annotation, cellular component: nucleus. NCBI's taxonomy places the organism in Eukaryota, Metazoa, Chordata, Actinopteri, Batrachoidiformes, Batrachoididae.